Andrographis paniculata is the source of this 1225-nucleotide messenger RNA. Its product is annotated as ras-related protein RABE1c. Gene Ontology annotation, biological process: regulation of exocytosis; protein secretion. The record is from RefSeq and is a predicted model, not a curated record. Bases 222 to 872 code for a protein of 216 amino acids. The transcript has 9 exons. Gene Ontology annotation, cellular component: plasma membrane. NCBI's taxonomy places the organism in Eukaryota, Viridiplantae, Streptophyta, Magnoliopsida, Lamiales, Acanthaceae. Gene Ontology annotation, molecular function: GTPase activity; GTP binding.
AAUAAACUAAUUUCAGCCAUUGGAGAAGUGAGCGACCGACUACAGCAGUGCAACAACUGCCACGGUGCGUAUUUUAGCAGUGGCAACCAUCGGACGGCGCACCCUCCCUCUGCCCCAAACACCAAACACCAACUGGCUGGAUCUGUUUCGGCUGCGUAUCGACAACAGUGAUCCGUGAAAGAUAAGGAGGCAGGGGCGACGUGGAUUGAAUUGAUUGGUCAAUGGCCGCACCACCGGCGAGGGCCCGAGCCGAUUACGAUUAUCUCAUUAAGCUUCUCCUCAUCGGCGACAGCGGUGUGGGUAAGAGUUGUCUUCUUUUACGAUUCUCAGAUGGUUCUUUCACAACUAGUUUCAUUACCACCAUUGGAAUUGACUUUAAGAUAAGAACUGUUGAACUUGAUGGGAAGAGGAUUAAGCUCCAAAUCUGGGACACAGCUGGCCAAGAACGAUUCCGCACAAUAACAACUGCCUACUACCGUGGAGCUAUGGGCAUAUUGUUGGUUUAUGAUGUUACAGAUGAAUCAUCUUUUAACAAUAUUAGGAACUGGAUUAGAAACAUUGAACAGCAUGCUUCUGACAACGUCAACAAGAUAUUGGUAGGAAAUAAAGCCGACAUGGACGAAAGCAAAAGGGCUGUGCCCACCUCCAAGGGCCAAGCACUUGCUGACGAGUACGGCAUCAAAUUCUUUGAAACCAGUGCUAAAACUAAUCUCAAUGUGGAAGAAGUAUUCUUUUCCAUAGCCAGGGAUAUCAAGCAGCGACUCUCAGACACCGACUCCAAAACAGAGCCCACGACCAUCAAAAUCAAUCAGCAAGAUGCCGGUGCUGGAUCCGGGCAACUCGCCCAGAAGUCUGCCUGCUGUGGUUCUUGAAUGACCUACGACCAACCGUCUGGGAUCCAACUCAAAUAGCAAAGGGAGUGGGAGGGAAAAGAAGCAUCUUGUGAAAACAAAAAAAAAAAAAGAAGCCCCCAUCCGAGGUUGGUGCAUUGUUUUUGUUCAAAUUUCUGUCCCCUGGAAAUUUGUUCUAGUGUGCAAAAUGAUGUUUGGUUCACUUUGACUUUGAUUUGAGAGAAAAAAGAAAGUGUGAAUGUUUGGAUGUUAAGAGUGUUGCUUCAGUAUUUCUUCCCUUCAGAGCUGCUUUGCUUUGCUCUAUACUCCGUUAAUUCCAUGUGCUGAACCUCUGAAUACUUUCUUCAUAAAUUUCAUUUUGCUACUUAAGUUCA